Chionomys nivalis (European snow vole) is the source of this 657-nucleotide messenger RNA. RefSeq names its product ferritin, mitochondrial-like. Gene Ontology annotation, biological process: iron ion transport; intracellular iron ion homeostasis. The coding region runs from base 17 to 535 and encodes 172 amino acids. Gene Ontology annotation, molecular function: ferric iron binding; ferrous iron binding. Gene Ontology annotation, cellular component: cytoplasm. NCBI's taxonomy places the organism in Eukaryota, Metazoa, Chordata, Mammalia, Rodentia, Cricetidae. The transcript is spliced from 4 exons. The record is from RefSeq and is a predicted model, not a curated record.
UUUUCCUAGUGCUGAGAUGGAUUUCUGCGACCCUUUUUCUAAAGAAUGUGUAGAUGCUUUGAACCAAGCUGUGGCUUACCACCUGCAUAUCUCCUGUGUGUAUUUAGGAAUGGCCUACAGCUUUGUGGUUGAUAAGAAAAUGCCCCCUUUUGCCCGGUUCUUUGAAAGUCAGGCUGAAGCAAGGAGGGAAGUUGCAGAUCAAUUCCUAAAACGUCUAUGGAAACGUAAGGGUAAGAUCUGUCCUCCAAUUCAUAAGAAGCCUAAUAUGAAUGAAAUAACCACUCCUACAGAAGCCCUAAAAUUAGCUCAGGAGCUGGAAAGAACAUUAACACAGAUCCUGUUAAAUCUAAACACGAGAGCUAGUCUGGAUCGUGAAUCUGAUCUCUUAAGCUUCUUGACAUCGUUGAUCCAGAAACAGAAACGGAAUGAAGAUUAUUUAAAAUGUCAACUGAAUUACCAGGAAAGAGUAGAAAGACAGAAACAAAAGAACAUCCAGACUGAAAAACCUUCUACUUCAUCAGGUGAAGGGAUUUAACUCUGAAAGGCAAAGAAGCAAACCGGAGAUCAUAAAGUCAGUGAUUUAAGAGUCUUCAUCUCCCAAUUGCUGAAGACUGCUUUCUUUUCUAUUUUUCUAAUGCUCAUUUUUAAAUAAAAUUA